AUGUCCGAUUUGCCCCUCCACAAAAUCCACGACACUCUGCCUCCCGGUGUGGACACGUUUGAUGUCUUCAUUGCGGGCUCGGGACCCAUAGGCGCGACGUAUGCACGUCUCCUCGUCGAUCAAGGCUACCAUGUUUGCAUGGUCGAGACCGGCGACCAGGGAACUCGCAUCCCGGCCGCGCACAAGAAAAAUGAGAUUGAAUACAAAAAAGACAUCGAUCGUUUUGUCCGAGUCAUCCAGGGAGCGUUGUCGAUUGCAUCGGUCCCGUCGAGCACCGCCAAUAUGGUGCUGUCCGACCCUUCGUCCUGGCGGGCUGAAGAUCCGAAUGCCCCGAUUAAUGCCAUGGGCUCGAACCCCCGACAGAAGGUGCACAAUAACCUCCCGGGCGAAGCUGUAACUCGAUGUGUGGGCGGAAUGAGUACGCAUUGGACAUGCUCUACUCCCGAGUUUCUGGCUGGCCUCGAGCGCCCCAAGUUUUGUGACGAUGAGAAAACCGAUUCCGCCGAGUGGAAAGCUCUCUAUGAGUGUGCUCGUCGCAUGAUCGGGACCUCCGACACACAGUUCGACCAAUCAAUUCGCCACAACGUCGUGCUGAAGGCUCUCCAAGCGGCGUACCCUGAUCGCGGAGUCAAACCGCUUCCCCUUGCUUGCCAUACCACGGAGGACGACAUCGAAUGGCACGCCGCCGAUAACAUUUACGGCGACAUGUUUACCAAUCCCAACAAGAUGAACGGUGACGGAACCCGUCGUGGCGUGUUUAAGCUGUUGCCCAACACCCUCUGCACGAAGUUGCAUUUAGCGGGCCAGACUCUGCCUACGGACCCCGAUCCAGAACAGAUAUACGUCGCCGAGGUUCGUGAUCUGAAAGCCAUGCUUCAACAUCAGAAGAGUUCCGACUUUCAUAUUCGUGCAAAAAUCUUUGUGCUCGCUGCGGGGGCCAUUGGGACUCCCCAGAUUUUAGCAAACUCUGGAUUCGGUGGAACUCGAGAGACCGACAAACCGCAACUUAUCCCCCGGCUGGGCUUUGGCAUUACUGAACAGCCUAUGACCUUCUGCCAGGUUGUCUUGCGUCAAAAUUUGGUUCGAAAAUUUCUCAUUGCCUCGUCCCAGUGUGCUAAUGACAGUGUCAAGGUCGAAGACAUCGCAAAUUUAAGCGACAAACCUGACUGGUGGAAGGAAGCUGUAACGAAGCACAAGAAAGAUCACCCGAACGACUCGCUCCCCAUCCCAUUCAUGGACAAGGAGCCCCAGGUUACUAUUCCUGUGAGUGCGGAGAGACCUUGGCACGUCCAGGUCCACCGUGACGCAUUCAGUUAUGGUGAAGUGGGUCCGCUCGUCGAUGCGCGAGUCGUGGUCGAUUUGCGGUUUUUCGGCAUGCAGAAAAGUGUGCCAGAGAAUCGGAUCAUUUUCGAAACCGACGUGAGAGACGCGUACGGUAUGCCCCAGCCCACAUUCGAGUAUCAGCCAACCCAAGAGCAUGCCGCUGAGGCGACUCGGAUGAUGAACGACAUGACGGACGUUGCGAACAAGCUCGGGGGAUACCUUCCGGGUGCAGGGCCUCAAUUCAUGGCACCAGGUCUUGCCCUUCAUCUUGGAGGUAGCAUUCGCGUUGGAAACGACCCAAACACUACGGUGGCCAAUUAUCACAGCCAAGUAUGGGGUUUCAAUAAUCUCUACGUCGCUGGGAAUGGUCUGAUUCCGACGCCCUUCGCUGCGAAUCCGACCCUGACGUCGAUGUGCUUCGCGAUUCGUGCUGCGCAGAAGAUCCACACUCAGCUCAGUAAAACCCCACGCACUAUGCCACCGGCGCCGGAGCAUAAGAUGGAGCGUACACCUGAGAGCUGGUUCAAGUGGGCAAAAGACCGCUCCGAUCCAAACUUCCCCAAGCACGAAAAGGAGCCCUACGAGGUUAUCAGUUUUUAG
Mycena indigotica is the source of this 1923-nucleotide messenger RNA. RefSeq names its product GMC oxidoreductase. The coding region runs from base 1 to 1923 and encodes 640 amino acids. Lineage: Eukaryota; Fungi; Basidiomycota; Agaricomycetes; Agaricales; Mycenaceae. The record is from RefSeq and is a predicted model, not a curated record. The transcript is spliced from 20 exons. Gene Ontology annotation, molecular function: flavin adenine dinucleotide binding; pyranose oxidase activity.